CGUGAACAUGGAGGACGUGGGGCAGAACACAGCGCCCCUCCCUCCGAAUUUUUAGGAGAUGGAAGACAGAGUACGACUCUCGCUGGGAAAGUGCUACGACGGCGGAGUUUUUCAUCUUGCUUCAGACCUAGGGGAAGUGGUAGAAGACGAGAGGGGUAGAAGAUUUAGAGUUAAUGAAUCUCUAGAUGCCAUCAAGGAGAAGUGGCUCAAGGAACGCAUGGUGAUCUUUAUCUUUCAGGAGGAAUCGAGAAAUCUCGCUAGGGGAGUGAAAGAGGAUAUGGUGAGAGCUUAUGAAGAUGGUUGGUUUGCUCGCCGCCUGUUCAGUCCGGAUGUGAGGAGGGAUAGGAUUAAAUUCGAGGGGCCGAACGUUAUUUCAUACGUGGCGAAGGCAGUCGAGGUGGCCACUUGGCUGGUGCAGAAAGGCUCAUCUAAUCUCAACCUCAAGGGGGUGGAUUAUCCAGUCAUCUUCAAGCCUUGGAUGAUGAAAGGGGAACUGAAGGAGCUACGGUUUAAGGAUGCAGAGGUAAACUUCUGGAUCACUGCACUUCGGGUUCCUCUUGAAGCCAUGUACUAUCUUCCAAGCACAGCAGAGGGGUUUUUCGGUGGGGUGAAACACAUGCACCCACCAGAAGCGAACAGGAGUCGUCCUAAGCUGAUGAACAUCAAAUUGGACAUGGAUACCAGUGCCAGUUUUUGGGUAGAUGAUACGCUGACCAUUGAGUCCCCCAAAGGCGAGGUUUGGAAGGUGGAGAUCGCCACUCCGUUUUCGGAUUGGUGUCGCAAAUGCCGCUGGUUUUUUCACAUGGAGGAAAAUUGCCCCAGGAAUGUGGUUGACGCGCGGCCAAGGAAGCAAUGGAAUAGUGCACCACAUCCUCGUCAGCAAGUGGAAGCAGUACCUGCGUCGCAGAGGGAAGCAAGCCAAGCAGCUACAAACAUUCCAGCUGGGCAAGCGGCUCCUCAACCGUACCGCCCGCCUUACAGGAGAGACCUGGAGAAUCAAGCUUCAACACUUCCUUCAAGGGACCAAUCGUCAGCCGCCCACCCUCAUAUCGGCCCUCUGCAACCUGUCCGUCCCCCAGCUCAGCAACGAGCCCACUCGCAGGCUGGUCAAGGGGUGGGCUUCCAGCCACAAUGGGGGGGAGCUUUGGCGAUGCAGGGAAUUCCUCACACCCAGGGCGGCUACCAAGAGUUACCACACCGGCCGUUUCCAACUCAUCUGCUCCCAGAUGCAAGUGGACAGAUCCAGGGAGCGGCAGGAGAGAUCCAGGCCAACACCAUGGUCCCUCCCUGGCCACUUCAUAGUCAUUGGCAAGGAUACUAUCCUCCUCCCAACCCACCCCCUCCUCUCCCUCCUCCUGCUCCCCAGGGCUUUCUUCCUUAUUCUCACAAUCCACUCUUUGAUCCAGCUCUCUCCGGAGGGAGAAUGCUCCAACCGUUGGCCGAAAGACCGAUCCAGCAGCAAGUCUAUCUAGAAUUUCUUAGAGACAAUCACUACAUGAGACAGGGUGAGGAAACUGUUGUACCGCACAGUUUGGUUUACGAUAGAUUGGCGCAAGGACUCGGUCUGCAGGGGUGUGGGCAAGAGGCUCCGAGAUAUUCGUACCCAGAGGGUAACGGGAGAGCUCCCAACCCUCGGGGAGCGGUGGAGUAUGGAUCUCUGUUCCGAGGAGGAGGGCAGGUGGAUGCCAGUGGUAGGUUUUAUGGGGGGGAUCGAAGAGUGGACAGCACUUUGCGGAGAAGGGAGACUCCUCAAUUCUCCAGAUCGUCUAAUUCGAAGGUAGCAAUGGGCAGCGAAUUGCAGGGUGACGAAUUACUCGCGGCAGGGAUUAACCCUUUCUAUGAAGAGAAAUCUGAAUCCUCCACGAACAGCUCGGCCGGCUCCCGUCGCCGAGCGGGAGCGGAGUCCUUCAUCAGGAGCAAGAACACCAGGCCUGAGAACGAGGAUGGCAAGCAAAGUUCUUCCCAGUAUGACCCUCAACUGCUGGUGGAACGUCGCAUGAUUCCCCUAGUAUGCACGAAGGCGAGAUAUGCAGUUUACUUUUUGGGGUUGGCGGAUGGGGAUGAUCGGUCAUACCUCCCGUCGGAACAGACAGAGAAGACCCCCACACCACUAGAAGUAGUGGCGAGAACGAAGCGUCUCUUUGGGGAGUCUUUCCCCAUUAGAGUAGUCCCCCGUUCUUCGAUGGUGAGAUGCGUAGUACCUCUUCAGGACAAGGUCUACAAGCUCUACUUCCCCAUAGUUGAUGCGAGGAUCGACCCGAGCACUGCGGAUUCUCUCACAGAAGCCGGUGUACGUUGGUUUCCACUUGAAGUAGUCUGGGAGCGUAACAGUCAAAAGCUGGAGGAGAUCACCCUAACACCGGAAGUCUCUGCGCUACUACUUCUGAAAGUGAACGACAAGCUGCUAGAUAAGGAGAACCUCCAUUCAACUUUCUUAAUGAAUGCCUUGGCAGACCCGUGGCGUUCUGCCUCCCAGUCCGCUCAGUCGCAAUCUUCAAACAGGAGCUCUAUGCUGCAGUCUCCACCAGCGGCCUGGGGCCGUUGGGCAGAUGAAAUGCAAGAAUCCAACCGCAUCCAACUACCAGCGGAGAACGUACCUGCAGAUGGUUAAGCUGGAGGUCCCUCUCAAUUGCAUCAGGAAGCAUUCAUCCAUCCGAGGGAUCAGAGUGUCGGAUAACAAAGACUGCAGGGUGAA
Messenger RNA from Chara braunii, 2695 nucleotides. Lineage: Eukaryota; Viridiplantae; Streptophyta; Charophyceae; Charales; Characeae. The record is from the annotation of a GenBank genome assembly.